AUGUCCGCCAACUUUGGACGCCGUCUGUACACCCAUCUAUGGGGACCGGUGAACUCAUUUCGCGGUCGUAUAGCAAACCGCGUUUCCGCCCCCGAUGCGUCAAAGGCCUUCGACUCGUUUUUCACCGGCAAACGAUUCUCAACAUCCAGAAAAGCCACUCCUCUCACGAGACAAGUUGCUUCCGGGGGCUUCUUAGUUUUGGGUGUCUCUCCAAGCUCUACUGCAGCUGAAGGUGGUGUAGCUUGCAUCGUUCCCUCGACUAAAAUAGCCGCUCAAUAUGUCUGGAAACGAGCUUUACAUACAUCAGAAGGCAAGCAGUCCGACAAGGGCGCAUCCACCAAUCCUCCAUCCUCCAAGAAAGAUGAACUUUUUUAUGGCGCCCAAAAUCCCGAUAAAAAUCCCCCUCAAAGCCCUCCUUUGAAACUACCUCAAGGACCGCGGCAGACCACAUCUCCUAAUCGCCACUUAAUGGAUCGCUUGCCCCAUAUGCCACACUUACAUCGACCAACAAAGGAGGAACUAUUGGCUGCAGCAACUGGCUUUUGGUCGCGCCUUAAGGUGCGAUUCAAAUGGUUUUCUAUCAGGAGUGUGCGGCCCUUCAGCUUGGAUGAAAUCACGGCGCUUUUCUCAUGGGUCCUACUCGGCCACGUUGUCUGGUUCGUCGUGGGAACCACGACGUUUUUCUCACUUUUGAUCCUGGCCAUCAACACGGUCUUUGCGCAGGAAACGCUGGCCGGAUGGGUAGGUAACUACCUGACCAAAUCAUCUGGGGUUAAGGUCGUCUUUGAGUCUGCCAUUGUACCGAAAUGGAAAAACGGCGUGAUCACUUUCAAAAAUGUGUUUGUUUCGCGGCGGCCUGGUCAGGGCACUGGGCAUGUUAGCAAAGGCUCACCAACGACUGCCGCAGCCGCAGCCGCAGCCGCAGCUCGAGGUGAUCCUGGGCCCGAAGACUUAUCGCCUGUUAUCGAAGAGGAAGAUACCAACUACACACAAUUCGACCUUUCCAUCGAGACCGUCAACGUCACUUUGUCGUUUACGAAGUGGCUCAACGGAAAGGGCCCGCUUCGCGAUGUCGAGGUGAAAGGAAUUCGAGGUGUUGUUGACCGCCGACAAGUCCAUUGGCCAGAAGAAGACCUGGACCCCAAGUCGUAUCGACAUGAACAUCAGCCCGGGGAUUUCGAGAUUGAUUCUUUUAAAAUGCAUGACGUGCUGGUCACGAUCUACCAGCCUGAUAACUUCCGACCAUUCUCCGUUAGCAUCUUCUCAUGCGAUCUGCCCCAACUACGCAAGCAAUGGCUCUUCUAUGACUUUUUAUCCGCCAACAUGAUGUCAGGGUCGUUUGACAACUCACUUUUCACCAUCCACCCCCGCCAGACACACGGCUUUACUGGACUCCGGGAGGAUCAAAACUCCGAAGACAGAAAGCCUAGUCCAUGGAAGCAACACAACAGAAUACGCGUUGACGGACUAAAUAUCGAUCAUUUAAACCGCGGUGUCCAUGGCCCUUUUUCAUGGAUUCAUGAAGGGACUGUAGACAUUGUGGCCGACAUCAUGCUGCCUUCCGAGAAUGAUGAAAGCAUCGCAAAGGUGAUGGUUGAUUUCUACGACCGCCUGGAGGCCACGGUUACGUCAAAUCAAUCCUCGGAGACUUUACCUCAACAAACCCAGGAUGAUGUAGAGUCCGCAUCCAAUACUGACAAACGAUUCCUGGUCAUGGACCUGCGAGUCCACCUCAACAAUGUUCGAGCUGCGGUCCCCAUAUUCACUCGAGAUCUCUCCUAUAUAAAUAACGCCCUUAUCCGACCAAUUGUGGCUUACAUCAAUUCAAAACGCACCUUCAUUCCUAUCAACUGCCGCCUCGUCAAACGUGUCGGCGACUUUGAUGGAAGCUGGACCAUCUUUGACAGCAGUCUAAUGGAUGAUCUCUCUGCUGCAACAUACGAUGCGUUUGCCCGGGAUGUUGUGGAUGAUCAAGCCCGUAAGAGGCGAUUCAAGAAGGUUGGAUUCUGGUCCCUUCAGCUCGCCGCGCAGGCUAUUUUCAUGGGCAUGGCCGGCAACAUCGCAUGA
Messenger RNA from Penicillium atrosanguineum, 2067 nucleotides. Its product is annotated as mitochondrial distribution and morphology protein. Gene Ontology annotation, biological process: mitochondrion inheritance. The transcript is spliced from 3 exons. Lineage: Eukaryota; Fungi; Ascomycota; Eurotiomycetes; Eurotiales; Aspergillaceae. The record is from RefSeq and is a predicted model, not a curated record. The coding region runs from base 1 to 2067 and encodes 688 amino acids. Gene Ontology annotation, cellular component: mitochondrial inner membrane.